Messenger RNA from Mastomys coucha (southern multimammate mouse), 2776 nucleotides. RefSeq names its product acyl-CoA desaturase 3. Gene Ontology annotation, molecular function: iron ion binding; stearoyl-CoA 9-desaturase activity; palmitoyl-CoA 9-desaturase activity. The record is from RefSeq and is a predicted model, not a curated record. Gene Ontology annotation, cellular component: endoplasmic reticulum membrane. Gene Ontology annotation, biological process: response to fatty acid; unsaturated fatty acid biosynthetic process. The transcript has 6 exons. Bases 240 to 1319 code for a protein of 359 amino acids. NCBI's taxonomy places the organism in Eukaryota, Metazoa, Chordata, Mammalia, Rodentia, Muridae.
GAAGCCAGUCACUCAAUGCCAGCAAGAGCCUUUAACUCUGCUGCUUUUGGGCGAGGACACACACUCCAAGGGUGAACUUGGACACUUACCCUGAGUGGAAGGCACAGGGGAGGGUUUUGUGGCACCAUCUAACUUGCUUUACAGACGCAGGACCUGCUGCAGGAGCCGCUUCUACCCUGCAGCCCCGAAUGCCACAAUUUUAAGUCCUUGGAAGAUCUUCUCGGCACCCAAGAACCGGCAUGCCAGGGCACCUGCUGCAAGAAGAGAUGACUCCUUCCUACACCACCACCACCACCAUCACAGCGCCUCCCUUCGGAAACCUGCAGAAUGGACGGGAGAAGCCGAAGACGGUGCCCCUCUACCUGGAAGAAGACAUCCGUCCCGAAAUGAAAGAAGAUAUACACGACCCCAGCUACCAGGAUGAGGAGGGGCCCCCGCCCAAGCUGGAGUACGUCUGGAGGAACAUCAUCCUCAUGGCCCUGCUGCACGUGGGAGCCCUGUACGGGAUCACGCUGGUUCCCUCCUCCAAGGUCUACACCUUGCUCUUCGCACUCGCCUACUUCAUGAUCAGUAUUGAGGGCAUCGGAGCUGGAGCUCAUCGCCUAUGGAGUCACAGAACGUACAAGGCACGCCUGCCCCUGCGGAUCUUCCUCAUCAUUGCCAACACCAUGGCUUUCCAGAACGAUGUGUAUGAGUGGGCCCGAGAUCACCGCGCCCACCACAAGUUCUCAGAAACACACGCUGACCCUCACAAUUCCCGCCGUGGCUUCUUCUUCUCUCACGUGGGUUGGCUGCUUGUGCGCAAACACCCAGCUGUCAAAGAGAAGGGCGGAAAACUGGACAUGUCUGACCUAAAGGCUGAGAAGCUGGUGAUGUUCCAGAGGAGGUACUACAAGACUGGUAUCCUGCUGAUGUGCUUCAUCCUGCCCACGCUGGUGCCCUGGUAUUGCUGGGGUGAAACUUUUCUACACAGUUUCUAUGUUGCCACUUUACUGAGAUAUGCCAUAGUGCUCAACAUGACCUGGUUGGUGAACAGUGCCGCCCACCUUUACGGGUAUCGCCCCUAUGACAAGAACAUUGAUCCCAGGGAGAAUGCCCUGGUUUCCUUGGGAAGUCUGGGUGAGGGCUUCCACAACUACCAUCACGCCUUCCCCUACGAUUACUCUGCCAGUGAGUACCGCUGGCACAUCAACUUCACCACGUUCUUCAUCGACUGCAUGGCUGCCCUGGGCCUGGUUUAUGACCGGAAGAAAGUUUCCAAGGCUGCUGUCUUAGCCAGGAUUAAAAGAACUGGAGACGGGAGCCACAGGAGUGGCUGAGUUUGGAGUCAUUCCAUUCCAAAAGCCAGCUAGACAGGGGUUUAAUAAUGUCUUUUAACUGCUGAAAAGAAGUACCCAUGUUGUACAGAGUCCCAUUUCAAGACAAUAUUCUUGUAGAAUACUCAAAUAGUAAAAGGCCAAAAACUUUCUCUUAUGAUGCUAAGCAGAAACUUCUGUUCUUAGUCUUGUGUUCAAGGGACCUUUUUAUUGCCUAAUCUUUCUGAUUACUUUACUGCCUUUCCAGUAGAGCUGCAGGUGAGAGAUAGGUUGGAAUAGACCUUUGAAAACGCAGCAAAUGUUUUAAAUUAAAGAACCCCACCGAUAAUGCUCUUUCCUUGAUCUCUCUUGAGCCUCAAGGUAGGUGCCUUGAGCUAAAUCCAAUCAGAUCUUUCUGAAUGUUCUCUGUUAAUUUCCAUCAGACCACAGAAAAAAUGAAAGCACGCACACACACACACACACACAAAUACAUACACACGCACCACCAAAAAGACAACAGAAAACGUAUCCCUUCCUUGGCACCGAGCUUGCAUUGCAUUAAAAUAUCAGGGAGGAGAGCUACCACACCAGGUAGGAUCCUAAAGCAGGGAUGGCGCUGCAUGGAAUGAGUUAUACAAGUGUUCUCUCUGUGGUCAGACCCGCUGCUUCCCAAGCAGACCUGGAGCCCGCCACACAGCAUCCUUCCUUUCUGUCUUGAGUCCCAGAGCUUGGGAAUGAAACUCUUCCCAUUUCAAGACAAAGAUAGAGAGGUUGAAGGAUAGCGUUGGUAGGCAGAUUGUGAGAGGUAACCUUCUCAGGGAAAGCUGUUUGGGUUGAAGAUUUCCUGAGCAGGGCCUUGGUGUCCUUCUGAAACACUUUCAAAGCUGGGUCCCUUUCUUAGUCCAGGUUGCUCCUUGGACUGAUAAGAUUCAGGUAUUCCUGCACGGUGUCUUGCUUAUUGCCUCAUUCCUUCCUAUUAAGUGUUAUGUUCGCGACUAUCCUAGGUUAGUGAAUCUCUGUUGCAUAUAAUUGGUUGGACAAAACAACUGGAAGAUGCAACGCAGGCUGCUUAGUUUUCAUCAACAGUCUUCCUCAGUUGUGGAUGCUGUAUUCAACAGACUGACUGGUCAGGCAACGUGCCCACCAGUACAAUAGAAGCAAGUCUGGUAGGUGGGUAACCCACUAGUUCAUGAGUAGAUGCGAGACCCGCUCCCCAGAAAGCCCGUGGCUGGGGGCCAGUGAGAUAGCUCAGCAGGGAAGGGAGAUUGCAGCAAAAAUUUGAGGACCUAAGGUCAAUCCUGAGACUGUGCAAAAAGCUGAAUGUAGUAGUGCAUUUCUGUAAUCCCAGUACAUCCAUGGAGAGAUGGGAGGCACAGAAAGGAGAACUGCCUAGAAGCUUGCUUGACAGCCAGCUGGGAAUAGCUGGGCAAGAGAGACCCUGCCACGAAAACAAGGUAAAAGAACUGACUCCCAAAAGUUGU